UUAACGCAAAACUUCUUUAUUGCCCGCGACAUUCUGUAAUCAUUGCAUCGCUGGCAAAUUGCUUCUUUGUGACAACCUAAUCCUACUGUACAAUUUGAAUUUAUCCACCUUCAAUUCCAUUACAUAUAUACACAUAUCAUUUACAGUGGCAUGGCUUCUCCGGAUAAGCAGUCGACAACCGCUGAGCCACAAAGUGAAAUGAGCACAAUCGAUCAACCAGCAAACGAUCGCAACGGUGCAUUGGAACCACAUAGACCUACUGAUUGGGCAGCAGCAUUAAAAAUCUUUCUCAAGAACAUAGGAUUUGAAGAAACGGCUGGCGCACUUGACACUGAAUUAAUCAUUUUAUCAAAUGCAAAUAAGGCCACGAUUCCAAACCAUACUGUUCGCCUCGUCAAUGACUUGCUCUCUAUCAUUGAAGCCGAAGCUGAAUCAGAGCCACUUUUAGAAAAAGAAAAUGAAAAGGGUAACCUUGAGGAUAGCAACACGAAACGAAAACGCAGUGAUGAAGAUGAUGAAGAUAUGAUGGAAGAUCGAAUAAAAAGAAUGAGCCCAGAGCAAGUUCAAAUACGAGCGACAAGCAGUGAUCUUCGAAAGCGAAUCGAAAACUUUAUUCAAGCCAAAAAAAGCGAAGUCGAUGCCAGCAAUCGAACAGAGUUUAUGAAAAGGAAAGACACAGGCGAGUCCGAUGUGACUUGCGCACGAACGGACGCUAGAGAAAUCGAUCGCAGCAUUCAGAUGAAAUUCGACGUGGUCAAUAAUGAAGAUGGACCACUUGCGCGUUCUUUAGUGACAUCUGCUAAUCAUGUUAGUGUCGGAUCCACUGUGCACAAGGGCUCAGGUGCGGAAGAACGAUUACAGAACUUGGAGCAGCACUUGAAUAUCGUAUACAAGAACAACUCUAGAGACAGCUUUACUUUGUUUCAAAGAAUGAAAAUCAUAGAAGACACCAUAAUUCAGAUUGAGCAGCAAAAUCCAUUAUGGGCAGCGAUACACUUUAAUCAGCCCAACAGAACCUUCCCACCUCCACCAAUAGUCAACCUCAUCACACCAGCAGAAUCUACUACUGAAAUGGCCACGGAACAGAAAUCUUACACAUCUGAUGCUGUAUCACCCACCCCACAACCGCAACUGAAGCCAACAGGACGCGCGAAUUCGUCGCUCACCAGGGCCGUCAUCGAACAAUUAGCUCGUCGACAGCAAGAAUCAUAAGAUAAUUGAUAUACCAUGCACUUAUGCUUGUAUUUCCAAGAGCAUGAUGCUGUCAUUAGAAUCAAGCAUGUACCGUUGGUACAUUGAAUCGGACAUGAGAUGGGGCGAAUAGUAUCCACAUCUCGAUGCCAACAGGAGUUUUAUACACCACUAAUGCGUUCUUCGCUUCCUCUCAAUUUUAAUUAUUCUAUAUCGAUCCUUCACAUUGUAGAACGGUGUCAAUAACAG
Umbelopsis ramanniana AG is the source of this 1440-nucleotide messenger RNA. RefSeq lists its product as uncharacterized. The record is from RefSeq and is a predicted model, not a curated record. Lineage: Eukaryota; Fungi; Mucoromycota; Umbelopsidomycetes; Umbelopsidales; Umbelopsidaceae. The transcript has a single exon. Bases 151 to 1212 code for a protein of 353 amino acids.